Messenger RNA from Metarhizium brunneum ARSEF 3297, 507 nucleotides. RefSeq lists its product as uncharacterized. The record is from RefSeq and is a predicted model, not a curated record. Lineage: Eukaryota; Fungi; Ascomycota; Sordariomycetes; Hypocreales; Clavicipitaceae.
AUGUCACCACCACCACCCUCACCACCAGGGUCUCCAGCCGAUGAGUCCGGCGAAUCAUCUUUUGAAGACGGAGAUGAGCAGGCUGGUGGUGACGAUACUGUAACUAUAUCAGACAUGGGACCGCGGGCUCAACCUCCAGCUCAACCUCAGGAUAGCCCACCAGAAGCGCGAGAAAGCCAUGACUACAGCACGUCUUCUCCAAGUCCACCUCCGGCGGAUGUGGCCCCUUUUGACUGGGAUUAUUUUGAGUCACGAUAUGAAAAGGCAUUACAAGAAGCCGACGAGGAAGAAAAAGAGAUUCUCAAAGAAGCUGAAGCUCUUGCCAAAUACUUUCGAGUAUGGGCAUCUGCAGCGUCAGCGCACGAUGAUGACCGUGCUGUUAAGAGGCUUCGCACCAGACAGCGAUUUGUGAACUUGGCCGAAGAAAAAAUGGCCCAGAAACAAAAGCACUAUGAAGAAGUCGUGCGCGCAUUCGAGAGUGCCCUCGCCCUGCUCAAGUCCACCUGA